CGCACACACUGCUGACUGCUGAGUCGCAGUGCUGCAGGCUUUCCAAUACACACAUCGCACGUCCCAUCGGGGCGCACGUGCGCCAGCCUAAACAAGCACAGAGCCAUAGAGCUGCAGGCCGACAAGGAUGAUAAUAGCGAGCCGUGCUGGAGCGCGAGGCUGCCGCCGCCGCCGCCGCCGCUGCCGCCGCUGCCACCGCUGCCGCCCGAGAGGCAGUUAGGUAGUUGGCGGUUCGGUUAUCAGUCGGGCUUCGCUCGUCUGCUCGGUGAGUCCUGCCCGGUGCCCGGUGGCCCUCAGGCCCCGCCAAUCCUAUGCACGAGUGCGAGAGUAAUGAUCGCGCGCGCCUGUUAUCUGGCUCUUCUUCAAGGACGCAGAAAUGGCUUCCUGCUCCAGCUCGGAGCCCGACUGGUCUACAGCCAGGAAAGGAAUCUCCCUGCUGCUGAACAAUAAAACGGAGGAGGCCGAGAGCCUCUUCACUCGACACCCCCGCAGCUUUCACGUCAAGGCCGGCCGCAGCUUCGUCCUCUUCAUGAACGCGCUCAUGACGUUCGAGGACGACAAGCUGCAGCAGGCCGUGCAGCUCCUGAGGGACGUGGAGCGCGAGUCUGCCAGCGACAUCGGCUGGCUCAAGUCCAUGAGGACGAGAGUCUUUGGAGCCGACAGCUCUGCAGCAGACCAGCAGAACGACUACGUGAGAAAGCUCGAGCGCCAGGUGGUGCUGGCCGACUCGCAGGUCUGCGCGGCGCUGCUGACGCUGCUGCAGCAGGAGCUCACCGGCUACGUCAGGGGCGGCUGGAUGCUGCGCAAGGCCUGGAGGGUCUAUCAGCACACCUACGAGCAAAUACUUGAGCUCUAUCGGCGCACCUUCGGCCACGGUCCUUCCGGUUUCCACUCGAUCUGCGGCUCAGCAUCAGCCGGCGCCGCCAGAGAGGGCAGCACCGCGGCCUGGUCCCCUCAGCCUCGGAGCCCAGCCAGUCCGUCCUCGCCGGACUGGUCGAUACCCUCCUGCAGCGCCUCCGCGGCCGCCUCGCCGUCAGGUCUGCGCAGCUCUCUAUCGAUGCUCUUCUCGCUCGCCGGAAUCACGUCCGAGCGACAGACAGCCUUCGUCGAGCCGUCCGAAGUUAGCAGGCUGAUGUCGGCCGUCAGCUUCGGCUAUGGAAUUUUUCAACUCUGCGUCAGUCUUCUGCCGCCUUCCCUCCUGAAAGUCAUCCAUCUACUGGGCUUCGAGGGCGACAGGAAGGCUGGCCUCGCGGCCCUCAUGUAUUCGCGGCUGAGCGAGGACAUGCGAGCGCCCCUUGCCACUUUAGCACUGCUCUGGUAUCACACGAUCGUCAGGCCGUUUUUCGCACUCGACGGCUCCAACGUCAAAGCCGGCGUCGAAGCCGCCAAGGAGCUUAUCGCGGAAUGUCAGCCCGAAUUCGAGAACUCGGCCUUGUUUCUAUUUUUCACCGGCAGAAUAGAGCGCCUGCAGUCGAACGUGAACGGUGCCCUGCGCGCGUACGAGAAGGCCGUGGAGGUGUCGGCGCAGAGGGAAGUGAAGCUGCUCUGCCUGCACGAAGUUGCCUGGUGUCACCUGAUUCGCCUCAAUUACGGAGGCGCGCACAGCUCCUUGAGCAAACUGCAAGAGGAGUCCCGCUGGUCCAAGAGCUUUUACGCCUACCUCGCCGCCGUAUGUUCCGGAGCAGAGGGCGACUUGGAGACUCUGCUGCCGAGCUGCGAAAAGCUCGGCCAGCUCGUGGCCGGGACGACGCGGGAAACGCAGCUCGGCCUCUUCAUUUCGCGGCGAGCGCCGAAACUCGUCGACCGAGAAACCGGACGCGCCCGCUCGGCAUCCUACUACAAGCUUCUUGUCUACGAGCUGCUUUAUCUCUGGAACGCGCUGCCCUCCUGCUCGACGGAGUCGCUUCGCAGCAUUCUCGCGGAGUGCAAAGCUAGCCAUUCCGAGGAGCCGAUGGACGGCCUGUCGGACCUGCUUGAAGGGGCAGCCUACUCCCAGCUCGGAGACCGAGAGGCCUCCACGAGGUGCUAUCGCAACUGCUUGAAGCGACGGCCAGCCUCGAAGGACUCGUUGGAUCAGCACGUCAGCGCGUUCGCGCUCUACGAACUCGGCAGGGCGCUUUGCAGCGGGAGCAGCAUCGAAGAGGGCAGGUGCAUAUUGCAGAGGGCACAGUCGCAGUACAAGGAGUACGACUUCGAGAGUCGCCUAAACGUCCGAAUUCACGCGGCGCUCAAGAAAGUAUCACUGCCGGGGGCGAAGGACAGGAUGAACUAUGAGAGUGCUUAUAGUUUUAAUGUAGGAAAUUGCCCUGCACAAUUGAAGCACUGCCGGAAGCCGGCCUGGUACUGCAAAUUCAUCAAACCUUUCUUCUCUUUCGUCGUGUCAGUCAUGCUGGCAUUAUCUAUGUCUCAUCUUUGUGAAAAGUAUUCAUCCGAUAAUUCUUUUCGAACGAUCAAGUCCGAUUUGAGUACGCUGAGGAGUACCGUGAGCUUGCUUUCGAAUGAAGUCAGAACGUUAAUGGAAACGAAGGACGAAUUCAAAAGUAAAUUAAAAGAAGUUGUCUGCGUAAUGCCCAAGUUAUCCGAUGCCAUUCAUCACCUGAGAACCGAAGUUUCCGAAGGGAUCGACACGCAUACGCAAAAAUUAUUGGACGCAUUAUCUCCCGAUAAUGUCAAGAAAAUGGUCAAGAAAGAAUUAGAAAUUUACGACGCCGAUAAGACUGGCAGAAUUGAUUUUGCCCUCGAGUCUGCAGGUGGUCUAAUUCUUUCGACAAGGGAUACUGAAACUUACCCUGCAUGUGGACAGACCAUGAAAUUAUUCGGACUGUCAGUCUGCCAUCAGGAUAAUUCGCCGCGGGCUGUAAUUCAGACGGGAGUACUACCUGGCGAGUGCUGGUCCUUCAAAGGUAGCGAAGGUGCAGUGGUGAUUCAACUGGUAGGGCAUGUGCUCAUAUCCGGUUUUAGCCUCGAACACAUAUCACCAAAGGUUUCCAUAACUGGAGAGACAAGCAACGCUCCGAGAGAUUUCUCCGUCUGGGGCCUCAAAAAUGCGGACGAUACAAAUGGAUAUUUGCUCGGCAAAUAUGCCUAUGAUAAUUCCGGACCAUCGAUUCAAUACUAUGAAGUACAAAACAAACCAACGAAGGCCUUCAGCAUAGUCGAACUUAAAAUACAUUCUAACAACGGUAAUCAGAUCUGUACCUGUGUUUAUAGGAUACGGGUUCACGGAACUUUGAGAUCGCAUGAACUUGAUUACGUAAAUGUUCGAUAAAAAGAAAAAGAAAAAGUAGCCUUAAGUGCUUUUCAGAACUAAUUUUAUAAAAAAUCAUACACUAGUCAAAGAAUUUUCCAUUUUUCUUUAAAGAAAUCUAGGUUAUGUUAUAUUCCUUUUGUUUAUUUUAUACAAGGUUUAUUUGUGAAGCUUUGAUUUAUAGGGUUAAUAAAUGAUUUGCGCGAAGCAAAUAUUGCAGCGAAUGAAAUUAAUUAUGAAACCCGGAACAUAGGUCAAGAAUAAAGCAAGGAAUAAUUAAC
Molecule: messenger RNA, 3528 nt
Organism: Nasonia vitripennis (jewel wasp)
Lineage: Eukaryota; Metazoa; Arthropoda; Insecta; Hymenoptera; Pteromalidae
Product: tetratricopeptide repeat protein 39C
Exons: 18
Coding region: 377-3268 (963 amino acids)
Biological process (GO): cilium assembly
Molecular function (GO): protein binding
Source: RefSeq, a predicted model, not a curated record